AAUAAUGCCAGGAGACUGCUGUGUGUGUGUGAUACGUAUGUUGUGUUUUUGGGUACAUUCCCUGGCUGCUGGUCUACAUGUCGUCUUAAUCCCCUCCAGCCACCGGAAGCGCUAGAUAAAGCCGAGGUUGCAAAGUGCGUCACUGCGCGCGGAGCAGCUGAGAAUAAACCACAGCCUGCAGUCCAGUCCGGUCCAGCACCCACCGACACCCACCGCUUCUGCACCGGAUCUCCAGCGGAGUCCUCGGCCCAGGCAUGGUGAAGAUCGCGUUUAACUCUGCUCUGGCGCAGAAGGCGCUGGGGAAGGAGGCUCCGGCAGCGGUGAAGGAUCCGGAGCUGGCCUCUGCUCCUGCAGGGACUGAGGGCUCCACAGGUCGCUGUCUGCUCACCCUGCUGGGCAUCGCCUUCAUCCUCAGUGGCCUCAUCGUGGGGGGAGCGUGUCUCUACCGAUAUUUCACCCCGAAGAGGCUGUAUCAUGGAGCGAUGCAGUUCAGCGACGUGUCAGCUGGAGCCGGACAGGAGAGCCAGCCAUACUACCUGCCCCAAGUGGAGGAGAAGGUGGAGAUUUCAGACAACAUGGCCGUCAUCAGCGUCCCCCCUCCCCGCUUCAGGCCUGGAGAUCCCGCCUACAUCCUCCACGACUUCAACAGGAAGCUGACAGCGUAUUUGGAUCUGACCCUGAGGACAUGCUUCGUGAUCCCCCUCAACACCUCGGUGGUGCUCCCCCCUCAGGACCUCAUCGACCUCUUCUCACAGCUGAUGUCUGGCUCAUAUCGCAGCUACCUGGUGCACGAGGAUCUGGUGGUGACGGAGCGCAUUGACGAUAUUAAGCCUCUGGGUUUCUAUAUCCGCCGCCUGUGUGAUGGCAAGGAAACCUACAGAAUGCAACGCCGUGCCAGUCUGCAAGGUGGAGGCAUCCAGAAACGUGCUGCUGAAGACUGCUUCACCAUCCACCACUUUGAAAACACGUUUGUGACAGAGACCAGGAUCUGCAAAGCCUAAAUGGAGCGGCUUAGGUCGGAGAGAGAGAGAGAGAGUGAGAGUGUGAUGACAGGGAGAGAGAGUGGACGGGAGUGGGCGAAGUAGGGCACAACUUUCAAAGUGGAAAGUUACUUUUGUAUAAAUCUCCAGUUUUUUGCCUCCCUGCUUUAGCUUUAGUGAUAUGUGAAUUUACGUUACAGUGUUCUAGCCUAUAACUCCUCCUCUGCUGUUACUCCCACGCACCUGUAGAGGUCUUUGCUUAUUACGCUAAGUAAGUAUUCACGAGCUAGUCUUGUACUGAUAAUCUGCAUCAGCCUGCUAACUGAGAAUUUACUGAGUUUCGUUCCUUGUGUUUGCUUUUCUUCUGUUGCUUCAACGUCCUGCAGACUGAUCUUAUCGCUAUUAUUGUAUUCCAACUUCCAGUCACUUCCAGAGAUGAGAGUUGUUGUCUACUGAAUAUCCUUCUGAUGAUGAGAAGUCGUUCAUAUCAAGACCUGUUUGUAUGUCAGCCUACCGUUCCCACUCUUAAAAUGUGCUUAAUAGAGCAGCCUUGUCUCCUUCAGAAAACAUAUGUUCCUGUAGUAGGAUGUAGAACAGGUCACCAUGGCAACCUACCUACAGUACAGUGCAGUUACAUGACACAUGUAACAUGGUCGUCUUUGCACAAGCCAGAGCUCUCAGUCACCACGUUGUAGAUAAUUCCCAGAGUGCCCUGCUGCACCCAGAGGCCUCUGCUGUCCUGCUGUGAUUUAUUAUUAACCUCAUGUAACUGAUGGUGAACAGUCCAGCCACCAUGUGACCAGUGUUUGUGUUUGUGUAGAAACCUCAUUUGUGAAAAACAACACUCGCAGGACGGUUUAUGAGAUGACGCUGAAGGGAAAUUUGAGCCAAUUUUUUACUGAUGAGGUACUUCUUAUUCCUUUUGACAAUGUCUUAUUUGAAUGUGUAGUCCCAUAAUAAGAAAUCACUUUUAUUAAGACAGCAAUGAGAAAUUAGUAUUCAACGUACUGAGGGUUUUGCGGAAUUCUAUGUAUUUAAAUUCGUAAAACCAUGCAAUAAAUUUGCAUAACGUCACUGUCCUUGGUUUUUUUUAAAGCUCUUAAGAGAAGCACAAAGCAUGGGGCUUUUGCUUAUGAACUUGUAAGCUAUUUCAAGUCUCCCACUCAAAGCCUGUACAGAAAGACAAUCAGACAGGAAGUGUGUUUGUACAAAAGUGUUUCUGUUUCAGCUUUUUAACUGAGUAUGAAUACAUAUACAAUAGGACAUUAGGGAAAAACAAAUGUUGUGUGCAGCUAAUAAACUGAGUUCACUUUGUUGUUGAAUAAAGUUGGAUUUCUUUACCGA
Messenger RNA from Sphaeramia orbicularis (orbiculate cardinalfish), 2324 nucleotides. RefSeq names its product integral membrane protein 2A. Bases 255 to 1001 code for a protein of 248 amino acids. The record is from RefSeq and is a predicted model, not a curated record. Gene Ontology annotation, biological process: negative regulation of amyloid precursor protein biosynthetic process. The transcript is spliced from 6 exons. NCBI's taxonomy places the organism in Eukaryota, Metazoa, Chordata, Actinopteri, Kurtiformes, Apogonidae. Gene Ontology annotation, molecular function: amyloid-beta binding. Gene Ontology annotation, cellular component: Golgi apparatus; extracellular exosome; plasma membrane.